AUGAACCAAAGGCUGCCCCUCAUAUUCAGCAGACACCAUCCACAGUUCCAGACCUCACGGUCCCCUCUAGGUGUCAUCGUGUCAGGGGUCACCCCGCUCAAGUAUAAAAUCUCUGUGGACCCCCUCCCCAAGUAUAAAAUCUCUGUGGACCCUCUCCCCAAGUAUAAAAUCUCUGUGGACCCCCUCCCCAAGUAUAAAAUCUCUGUGGACCCCCUCCCCAAGUAUAAAAUCUCUGUGGACCCUCUCCCCAAGUAUAAAAUCUCUGUGGACCCCCUCGCCAAGUAUAAAAUCUCUGUGGACCCUCUCCCCAAGUAUAAAAUCUCUGUGGACCCUCUCCCCGAGUAUAAAAUAUCUGUGGACACCCUCCCCAAGUAUAAAAUCUCUUAUAAAAUCUCUGUGGACCCUCUCCCCAAGUAUAAAAUCUCUGUGGACCCUCUCCCCAAAUAUAAAAUCUCUGUGGACCCCCUCCCCAAGUAUAAAAUCUCUGUGGACCCCCUCGCCAAGUAUAAAAUCUCUGUGGACCCCCUCCCCAAGUAUAAAAUCUCUGUGGACCCCCUCCCCAAGUAUAAAAUCUCUGUGGACCCUCUCCCCAAGUAUAAAAUCUCUGUGGACCCCCACCCCAAGUAUAAAAUCUUUGUGGACCCUCUCCCCAAGUAUAAAAUAUCUGUGGACCCCCUCCCCAAGUAUAAAAUCUCUGUGGACCCUCUCCCCAAGUAUAAAAUCUCUGUGGACCCCCUCCCCAAGUAUAAAAUCUCUGUGGACCCCCUCCCCAAGUAUAAAAUCUCUGUGGACCCUCUCCCCAAGUAUAAAAUCUCUGUGGACCCCCUCGCCAAGUAUAAAAUCUCUGUGGACCCUCUCCCCAAGUAUAAAAUCUCUGUGGACCCCCUCCCCAAGUAUAAAAUCUCUGUGGACCCCCUCGCCAAGUAUAAAAUCUCUGUGGACCCUCUCCCCAAGUAUAAAAUCUCUGUGGACCCCCUCCCCAAGUAUAAAAUCUCUGUGGACCCCCUCCCCAAGUAUAAAAUCUCUGUGGACCCCCUCCCCAAGUAUAAAAUCUCUGUGGACCCUCUCCCCAAGUAUAAAAUCUCUGUGGACCCCCUCGCCAAGUAUAAAAUCUCUGUGGACCCCCUCCCCAAGUAUAAAAUCUCUGUGGACCCCCUCCCCAAGUAUAAAAUCUCUGUGGACCACCUCCCCAAGUAUAAAAUCUCUGUGGACCCCCUCCCCAAGUAUAAAAUCUCUGUGGACCCCCUCGCCAAGUAUAAAAUCUCUGUGGACCCCCUCCCCAAGUAUAAAAUCUCUGUGGACCCCCUCCCCAAGUAUAAAAUCUCUGUGGACCCUCUCCCCAAGUAUAAAAUCUCUGUGGACCCCCACCCCAAGUAUAAAAUCUUUGUGGACCCUCUCCCCAAGUAUAAAAUAUCUGUGGACCCCCUCCCCAAGUAUAAAAUCUCUGUGGACCCUCUCCCCAAGUAUAAAAUCUCUGUGGACCCCCUCCCCAAGUAUAAAAUCUCUGUGGACCCCCUCCCCAAGUAUAAAAUCUCUGUGGACCCUCUCCCCAAGUAUAAAAUCUCUGUGGACCCCCUCCCCAAGUAUAAAAUCUCUGUGGACCCUCUCCCCAAGUAUAAAAUCUCUGUGGACCCCCUCCCCAAGUAUAAAAUCUCUGUGGACCCCCUCCCCAAGUAUAAAAUCUCUGUGGACCACCUCCCCAAGUAUAAAAUCUCUGUGGACCCCCUCCCCAAGUAUAAAAUCUCUGUGGACCCCCUCCCCAAGUAUAAAAUCUCUGUGGACCCCCUCCCCAAGUAUAAAAUCUCUAUGGACCCCCUCCCCAAGUAUAAAAUCUUUGUGGACCCUCUCCCCAAGUAUAAAAUAUCUGUGGACCCCCUCCCCAAGUAUAAAAUCUCUGUGGACCCCCUCCCCAAGUAUAAAAUCUCUAUGGACCCCCUCCCCAAGUAUAAAAUCUCUGUGGACCCCCUCCCCAAGUAUAAAAUCUCUGUGGACCCCCUCGCCAAGUAUAAAAUCUCUGUGGACCCUCUCCCCAAGUAUAAAAUCUCUGUGGACCCCCUGGGCUUGAGGGUCCGAGACCCUUUGACACAACCAGUCCACCCCUAG
This is a messenger RNA of Physella acuta, 2103 nucleotides long. RefSeq lists its product as uncharacterized. The record is from RefSeq and is a predicted model, not a curated record. NCBI's taxonomy places the organism in Eukaryota, Metazoa, Mollusca, Gastropoda, Physidae.